AUGGUGGGCAACACCGUUAUCAUUUUGGUGACCCCACCGGUUCUCCGUCUCCAUAUACCCAUAUACUUCUUCCUGUCUCACCUGUCCCUCGUGUGCCUCUGCUUCACCACUAGCAUCUUGCCCCAGCUUCUGCAGAACCUCCGGGGUCCCUCCAAGACCAUUACCGUGGUCAAUUGUGGGGUCCAUCUGUAUGUCUCCCUGGCCCUGGAGUCGAUGGAGCGCGUCCUGCUCACUGUCAUGACCUUGGCCUAUCAUGCUGCCAUCUGCCAACCCCCUCACUACACCAUUGUCAUGCACCCACAGCUCUGCCGGGUCCUGGUGGGCUUAGCCUGGAUGUGUGGGGUGGGGGACACCGUGAUUCAGGUUGCAGCCAUCUUCCGCCUGCCCCACUGUGGACACCAGCGGCUUCACCACUUCCUCUGUGAGAUGCCCGCCAUGCUCAAGCUGGCAUGGUCCAUUGUCUGGGUUGUGCUGAAGGUCACGUCACCCCGGAUCUGGAGGGAGGCCCUGGGAACCUGCAAGUCCCACCUCUUGGUGGUCACUUUCUGCUAUUGGUCCACCACAGCGGUCUACAUCUGGCCCAACAGCUCCUUCUCUGGGACUUUGGACAAAUUUCUGACCUUCUACAAAGUGGUCACCCCCACCCUCAACCCGCUCAUCUACACCCUGAGGAAGAAGGACGUGAAGGGGGUGGUGAGGAGGAUUCUGGGAAAAGAUCAGAGUUCAGAAAAGGCCUAA
Molecule: messenger RNA, 738 nt
Organism: Tachyglossus aculeatus (Australian echidna)
Lineage: Eukaryota; Metazoa; Chordata; Mammalia; Monotremata; Tachyglossidae
Product: olfactory receptor 2H1-like
Exons: 2
Coding region: 1-738 (245 amino acids)
Biological process (GO): G protein-coupled receptor signaling pathway
Cellular component (GO): membrane
Molecular function (GO): olfactory receptor activity
Source: RefSeq, a predicted model, not a curated record